This is a messenger RNA of Gastrolobium bilobum, 396 nucleotides long. Its product is annotated as nuclear transcription factor Y subunit B-9-like. Gene Ontology annotation, molecular function: protein heterodimerization activity. The transcript is spliced from 2 exons. Lineage: Eukaryota; Viridiplantae; Streptophyta; Magnoliopsida; Fabales; Fabaceae. The record is from RefSeq and is a predicted model, not a curated record. Bases 1 to 396 code for a protein of 131 amino acids.
AUGGAUUAUGGAGAUUACUUCGUUGAAUCUGAAGAUAAUUUUUUUCACUCUGACCAGGAGGUACAAUCAAGUUGUGGUUCAAACACCUUGCAUGAAGAGCUUUUUCCUAGUGAUAUGAUAUGGGAAAUCAUGGUUCUUCCCCCACAAGCAGAAAUAUCCGAGGAUUUCGAGGAGGCGAUUCAAAAGUGUGUGUCUGAGUUCAUAAGUGUCGUCAUUGACAAGCUCAAACGCAAAAAGCGUAAGAUUUCAGUGAAAAGAAUCCUAGUAGUGAUUGAAAAGUUAGGCUUAAAAGAAAAUGUUGAGUAUCUCAUUCAAUUCAACGAUAGGUUCCUCCUGUAUGAGGCUGAUUGCUAUAUCAAUGCUAAGCCCCAUGCCACUGAAACUGAUGAAUACUAA